AUGAAAAAAAGAGUCACGAGGUCUCAGAAACGAGACGAAAGCGAUGAAAACGACCCGUUUUCGACUAUUCCUCUGGAACUGAAAGUCGAGAUUCUCAUGAAGUUGCCGCCGAAAUCAAUAGCCAUGCUCUCUUUCGUGUCUAAAAACUGGUCCUCGAUAAUCCGCAGCAAAGACUUCACUAACUUGUACCUGACUCGAUCUUCGACUCGGCCACGUCUUCUUUUCUCAGUCUACCUUCCCGGUGACGUGCAGACGCGGUUUUUUCAAUCCUGCUCUCAGGAGGAUCCGUCUUCUUCUGAUCAUCAUAGGGUUAGUUAUACUCUGACUUCGGAUCCAAGGUAUAGUUUUUCUACACCCAUCCGCGGCUUGAUCUGCGGUCGAAACGGUACUAAAAUGAUAAUUGGAAACCCUAGCACGGGUCAGUUCGUAACGUUACCAAGAGUCAAAACGUGUAGACAAGACAUACUCUCUGCUUUUGGAUAUGAUCCUGUUAAUGAUGUGUUCAAAGUGUUGUGCAUGACGGUGACGAGUAGACGACGUCGAACACGACAUGCUUUGUCGAAGGAGCAUCAAGUUUUCACUCUAGGGCCUAGACAGAAAUGGAGAAUGAUGGAAUGUAAGUAUCCACAUCGUCAUUACUCUAAUUCUAAAGUGAUAUGCAGGGACGGUGUUUUGUAUUAUUUAGCUUCUUUUAAGGAUAAACGAUCUCUAAUAAGCUUCGAUCUGAGAUCUGAAGAGUUUGAUGUUACUAAGCUACCCGAGGAUUAUACACUGCAAGAGUUUGGUAAUCUGGUGAAUCACACUGGAAAGAUAACCAUAGCGAGUCAGGCAUAUAACGGCACAAUCGACCUAUGGGUUCUGGAAAAUACCAACAAAGAAGAAUGGUCUAAAGCUGCUUCCGUGGCUCCUUCUUGGACAGAUAUAGCUGGGAAUGAACACUUGUUCACGUUCAGGGGUAUACUUGGUACUGGCGAGAUUAUACUUGCAAUGCUCGCUUGCCCUAACCCCUACUUUUUUAUUUGUUACGAUCCCAAAGAAAAAAUUGUCAGAAAAGUUUUUGUUGAAGGAAUUGGAGAUGACUCUGCUGCUAUCCAAGUCUUUUUCGAUCAUGUAGAGAGUCCUAUGUUUCUCUGA
Eutrema salsugineum is the source of this 1134-nucleotide messenger RNA. RefSeq names its product F-box/kelch-repeat protein At3g04660. Gene Ontology annotation, molecular function: protein binding. The transcript has a single exon. The record is from RefSeq and is a predicted model, not a curated record. Bases 1 to 1134 code for a protein of 377 amino acids. NCBI's taxonomy places the organism in Eukaryota, Viridiplantae, Streptophyta, Magnoliopsida, Brassicales, Brassicaceae.